AUGAAAGACAUGUGCACCAUUUGUAAUACUACUGCAGGCAUUUUAAAAUGUCAAGGAUGCAAUCUCGUAUUUUGUCGUAAUGACUUUGAUUUACAUCGAGCUAAACUCGAUCAAGACCUUGACAUCUGUGCGGAUGAAUUAAAUACGUUUCAAAGCGGAUCAGGUGAACAAUAUAAUAGUUUAGAACUGAUGCUGAGUGGCAAAAUCAAUACUUGGGAAUUGAAAUCAAUUCAAAAGAUACAACAAGAAGCACGCCAGCAGGUUCAAACUUUAAUCGCCUUGAGCAAUGAAAAGACCACAUCUUGUGUGCAUAAAAUCACACAAGAGUUACAACAAGAUCGGCAAAAUCAUGGUUUCGAUGAGCGAGAUUUAAAUAAAUGA
Rotaria socialis is the source of this 381-nucleotide messenger RNA. The record is from the annotation of a GenBank genome assembly. Lineage: Eukaryota; Metazoa; Rotifera; Eurotatoria; Philodinida; Philodinidae.